AUGAGUAAAAAUGAUGUAACUUUUAACUUUGAUGAAUUUGUAGAACAGGUAUGUUCUAAGAGUCUAACCCUGAAGAAAUCAGAAUUAUAUAAAUUCUAUUCCUCAUUAGAUGGACAAGCAAAAAAUGGCCCUAUUUCUGAAAUAUGUAAUAAACCGGAAAAUGAAAAGUUACGUGAUCUUUGUUACCGUAUUGAGCACAUAUUUAAACAAUGGAAUACAAUUUGUUCAUCAUCAGAACAACACAAAGGUAAAUGCUGUGAUUAUGUUAAUUAUUGGUUGUAUGAUAAGAUAGAAAAAAAAAAGGACCUAAAAUUUUCUGAUGUUUCUUGGAUUUACAAUAGAUUAAAGGAAAUCUUGUGUAAAUAUAGCUCUGGAUCUAAUGAUAAAUGUAUAUGUAAAGAUAAUAUUAAAAUAUUCACUUCUACAGACGUAUUAAAAUAUAAGAAAUUAUUAUAUGAUUUUUUAGAAUAUUACAAUUACAUAAUAAAUGUACAAUCAACAGAAGAAAAAAUUAUAGAAGCAUCUUCUUGUGAAUAUAUUGCAAAUAUGUUCAGUUUAUAUCAUAAAUUAGAAAAAGAAGAAGAACAACAAAGAAAACGUGGAUUAUUGAAUAGAUAUGAAAAUGAAUUAGUACUUUUUAGAAAAAAAUUUAAUGAUGAAAAUACAUUAUCCUUAUUAAAAACAAAGUGUAACACGUAUAGUUCAUAUUUUGAAAAACCAAAAAGUACAGAAAACUCAAACCCAUUGCAGGGAAAUAAUGAAGAAAGUUACACAAGACAAAAUAUAUCACCGGGUUAUGAAGUAUACACCGCCAAAAUAAAAAGUGAUUAUGAAAAUGUUGUCAGAGAGUUACCUCCUUCCCAAAUAUAUGAAGCAUUAAGCAAGGAAGUCUCUAAGGAAUUUAGAAAAGGUGAUUCUGGUAUUAAUAGUAAAAAUUAUAAUUAUACGUAUUGUGAUAGCUUAAAUAAAGAUAUUAAAACUAUUUGUGAAAAAAUGGUGCGGAAUAUAAAUGAAUUAUCAAUAAUUGAUAAAUUGAAUGAAGAAAAUCAUAGGGAUAGAUGUACUUAUUUAAAUUUUUGGAUAUAUGAUAAAAUCAUUGAGUUAUAUGAAAAUAAAAAUGAAUAUAUUUUGGACAUACCUGAAGUUUCUAAUCUUUUUGAUGCUAAUAUUAAAAUUAAUAAUUAUUUAAUUAAUGAAGAUUUUGAUAAAAACUAUCAACAUAUAGUUAAACAAUCUCCUCCAAGGGAAAAUAAAGCAAAAAUAGGGGAGCAGAAUGCAGAUAUUACUUCUCAAAAUGAAGUAUUAUCAGACAAUAAUGGAACUCAUACACUGCCUUACUUUAGAAAAUUUCCAGAAAAAAAAAGUGAUGACCAUAAUGGGACUAAAGCAAAAGGAGACACAGAACGAGAUGCAAAAGGAGAUGUAGAAAGAAGUGCAGGUAGACAUACAGAUAGUUCAACAAGAGACUCACAAACAGGUAGUUCUGAUACAAAACAAGUAAACAAAAGACCAUUUAUGUUUGUUAACUCUGAUGAAUUAACUAAGUUUAAGCCUUGUUUUCUCAAUUACAAUUGUAAAAUCCAUGAAUGUAGAGAGAUGAAACAUUUAUAUGAAUAUUUUAAAAAUCAUGAAGAAAUUAAAAAAAAAAUUAAUUGUGAAAAUAUGCAAAAUGAUAAAUACAUUCCAUAUCUUGAAUAUAUUAGUUUGUUGCAUAAAAGACACAAAGACGAGUGCUGUUCCUGGGGUGCAGAAUUAUGUCCCAGUUAUUUUUUGCAUUGUGACGAAUCAUAUGAUCCACAAAAACUUUUAUCUGCGCUAAAAUCUAGCACUAAAGAAAAAUGUAAGGAAAUAAUAGAAUUAAUUAAGCAUAACGAAUCUAAAAAUUUGACAAAUUUUGAUCCUAAUUCAGAAAAAAAUAUGUUUAUUAAAUAUUUCACGUGCUCAGAAGUUACUCAUUCUAAUUUUGAAAAGAGUGGCUUAAGAUGCCAGCAACCAUCGUAUAGUCCACACUUAAUUAACCAACAUUAUCCCGUAAGACCUGUGUAUAAACAGCAAUUCAAUGAAGAGGGAUUAUAUGGUAAAGAGAUAACAAUUAAUGGAAAAUCAGUAAAUGCAGUUCUAUUAACUAAUGCAUAUGUAAAAAUAGCUGGGCAAAACGCUACAGGUACAUCAAUAGUUAAAACUGGUUACACACUAUUUCCAGAAGUAAAAGGAAAAGCUCGAGAAAAUUACAUCAAAGAAGCAGAAAUAGCCUGUGCAAAUGGAACACCAAAAGAAGGAAUGGAAGAGUAUUGUAAAAGAUCCAAAGGGUACAACAAUCAAAUAAAAUCAGCGAGCCUUAAAUAUAAAAAUAUUGUGCAAGGAAAUGGUGCGGAAAACAUGGGUGAGGAGACUUUUCCUAUUGAUACUUCAUAUACAAAUUUAAUAUUACAAAUUCUUCCUUUUCGAAUAGGCGUAGUAAUCCUUAUAGCACUGGGUGCAAUUUUCUUCACUCCAUUUGGAUCAUGGUUACGUUAUAGAAUAAAAGGUGGAAGAAGAAAAAAAAAAAAGAUUCAUUAUAGAGAACCUAACGAAGAAUCAUCUAAUUACUUUCAAGAUUAUAUACCUCAACAUCCUCCAAAGAAAAGAAUAAAUAUAGUUUACAAGAAUUCGUAG
Plasmodium gonderi is the source of this 2655-nucleotide messenger RNA. Its product is annotated as variable surface protein. The transcript is spliced from 4 exons. NCBI's taxonomy places the organism in Eukaryota, Apicomplexa, Aconoidasida, Haemosporida, Plasmodiidae. The coding region runs from base 1 to 2655 and encodes 884 amino acids. The record is from RefSeq and is a predicted model, not a curated record.